AUGGUUGAAAAUAAUAGUAAUACUGAAUCGAUUCAACAAGAAUUACUAAAUAAACUGAAAACGAUAGCGGAAGCUAAAACCGAAUUAGAAACAAAAAUCGCAGAAGAGAUUAAAUCAAAGUCGAGGAAUAAUAAUGGUAUUCUGGUUGAUUCGGACUCACAAUGUCCAAUUAUCUCCUAUGAAAAAGCAAAAAAGAUGGGUUUUAAAAUAGAUAAAAGUUCAUCCAAAAAUACUGAUAGAACGAUUUCCAGAAUAUGUAGACAUAUACUAAAUAAAAAAAUUAAUAUAAGUUUUUCCAAAUUAUUGAAAAUAGUAAAACCCGAGAUCCAGCAAGAUAUUAUUAAAACUGUUAAUACGAGUAGUUCUCCGUGUAGAAAACGUUAUAUUAGCAACAGUAGGAAAAGUAAUGAAAGUGUCGACGUAGGGUUCACUUCUAAUUCAUUAUUGCAGGGACUAUGCCGUAAUGCUUGUUGGGCGAUUGUCAUAGCUUGCCCUAAGCUUCUAGCAUCAUGUGAGACGACUGCAUAUACUGCUCCAAUUUUACGUAAAUAUCGGGGAAGUAACCCAUAG
This is a messenger RNA of Entrophospora candida, 570 nucleotides long. NCBI's taxonomy places the organism in Eukaryota, Fungi, Glomeromycota, Glomeromycetes, Entrophosporales, Entrophosporaceae. The record is from the annotation of a GenBank genome assembly.